AUGAACAACCUGAAGAGAAUGAACAACCACAAGUUGGACCUUCCAAGUACCACAGUAAAACGUGCUAGUGUUCUGGAACAGCUUUGCAAAUCUGCUAGCAGGCAUACCCCACUGUCUGAAUUCUCAGCUACAUUCAAAUUGCAUGGAACACCAGAUUUAUACCAGUCUGUACCAAAUGGACUUCUUGAGCACAUGGACCUGAGGAGUACCUUAAAUCUAAAUGAUGAUGGUGGAAAAGAGCUCAGGGCAAGUUAUAUUUGUGUGGAUGAAGUGAAGUGUGCUUUCGAAGGAGUGUUGUAUUCUGAUUGUGUACCAUACACUGAUGCUCGUUUUGGUUGGAGUUUUAAAAAACCUUAUAUGUCUCCUAUUGGAAAGCUCUGGGACAGAAUUUCAUCAAACUCUAGUAGUUCAGGGAAGCAACGGAGCUUAAACCCAGAGCUUACAUGCUUCCCAAUUGAGGAAGAUCCCAGCAUUAGUGGAGAGAAUGAAAAUAUAGAUGAGGUGGCCGAUACAAUCCAAGAGGACAUUUCUUCAACACUGAUGACUCGUGCCAAACGACAACCACUUGCAGAGAUAAAAGAAGCAUGUGUGAACCCUCCUACAUCAGUUUCUGCAGCAGAAAGAUUUCUUGAUAGAAAUAGUUUAGAUUCCACAAACACUGAAGUCAGUGCUACUGGGGCCCAAAGUGGGAUCAAACAGAAGCUUGCCAAAAUUGUCAGGGGCUCUUUAUCAGUAAGCACAAAUUGUAUUAAGAAGGCAACUGAGUCACUAAACAACAGAUUCAGUAAGCCAAAAUUGUCAGGGAAAACAAGUUUGAGGAAAGGUGGGCAGAAUCUCUUAGAGAGGGAGUCUAAGCGUAACAAUAUUGUUUCAAACAUCACUUCCUUUCUUCCACUAGUUCAACAAAAACAAGCAGCUGCAGUUGGCACAGGGAAGAGAGAUAUCAAAGUGAAGGCACUGGAGGCUGCAAAGCGCCUUGAAGAAAAAAGACAGAAUGAACGCAAGCUGAAGAAGGAUGCAUUGAAGCUUGAAAGAGAAAGAAAAGAGCAAGAAAAUUUGCGGCAAAUGGAGAUAAACAAGAAAAAGAAAGAAGAGGAACAGAAGAAAAAAGAUGCUGAUAUGGCAGCAAGAAAAAGACUGAGGGAGGAAGAAGAGAGGAAGGAGAAGGAAAGAAAAAGAAAGCGAAUUGAAGAACCACGACAACAACAGAGAGGAAAAGAAGAGAAAUUACGAGCAGAGAAAGAGAAAGAAGUACCAUUUGGUGCCAUGGAUGAAAAUGUGAACGACGGGAAGGAAUCUAACAAUGAAUUGAGAAAACAUCAAAAAAUGAAAAAGCCACAGACUGAUCCUAGGGCUGCUGAAAUUUCGACAAGCAAUGCCAGCCAAGUAAUCCUGAAGGAUUGUCAAGCUUUUAGUCAUUUUGGUGACAAUGGGGAGCCAACAAGUGUCUUCACAAAAACUGCAGAAAAGGAUAGCUUUAUGGCCAAGACAAGUCUAGAAAAAUCAUAUUCGAUUUCUCCAUAUCAAUGCUCGGAUGAUGAAGAGGACGAAGAGGAUGAAAGGGAUGAAAUUCACACGAAAAAGUUUGUUCCUUCUUGGGCCAGUAAAAAUUCAGUGGCUCUUGUUCUUUCAUCCCAGCAAAAAGUUGACCCAUAUAUAAUAUUCCCACCUGAAAGUUUUUGCAGUAUAGAUGAAGUUCUUCGGCCUCAAAAAUUACAGCCAAAAUAGGAGGCAACGUUGAAGAAAUUGUUGUCUUCAAGAACAUUGCUGCAAUAACUUGGAUGAGAUUUCUGCACCAAGAUAAGGUACUCUCUCUCUCUCUCUCAGCAUCAUCUCGCUGUUUUUCAUCCUUAUUGGUGAAAGUA
Camellia sinensis is the source of this 1865-nucleotide messenger RNA. Lineage: Eukaryota; Viridiplantae; Streptophyta; Magnoliopsida; Ericales; Theaceae. The record is from RefSeq and is a predicted model, not a curated record.